Molecule: messenger RNA, 1577 nt
Organism: Aspergillus welwitschiae
Lineage: Eukaryota; Fungi; Ascomycota; Eurotiomycetes; Eurotiales; Aspergillaceae
Exons: 2
Coding region: 80-1507 (475 amino acids)
Molecular function (GO): protein binding
Source: RefSeq, a predicted model, not a curated record
CAUUUCAGUGCAGGCCCCGCUGAAAUCAAGCUAAGCAAGAAAUAACAACUCUUCGCAAGAUAGACUACGCUCAGGCAUCAUGGAUCGAUUGCCCCUCGAACUGCAUAUACGAAUCGGCCGACAUCUGCGCACCCAAGAUUUAUACCAGCUGGUUCUCGUCUCAAAAUCAUAUCAUUCCACUUUCACCCCGGAGCUUUACCGCGAGAUCAUGAUUUCGGGAGAAUACCAGGAGUCUAACACCAAUUUCUACUGGCCAUCUGCCCCGGUAACGCGCAAGAGCCGCCCUCCUGGCCGAUGUCUCCCUUAUGCCCUUAGUGAACACCCAGUCCUUGCUGGUUUCGUCCGCUCACUGGUAUUGGCUAGACUCCUUGCUCCCCAUCCGGUGACCAGACAGACAAUCCUGUGUUGGCAAAAGGCCCUUGAUUCUGACGAAAAACUCGAUUCUCGCCAGCCCCUGAGAAAUCCCUGGUUCGCCCUGCUAUUGCUUCAGCUCAAGAAUCUACGGCGUCUUUCUGUUUAUUUGCCAUGCGAGGAACGCGUGUCUGGACUAAACUACACCUCUGCGACGCCUUAUUUUGGCAGCGUCAUCCAUGGGGCAGCAAAACCCGGAUCAGGGAUCCUCCCCCGCUUGACCCAUCUCACUAUCAACGAAGCUCACUUACAGUGGCAUCAUAAGCGGUCAGGUAUACCCCUGAGUCAGCUAACACCAUUUCUUCGGAUCCCUUCCCUGAGAUGUAUACGUGUUAGGCAGCUCACUGAGAAUAAUAAGCAAGCUCUCCCUCGCGACUUCAGCUGCGGAAUAACCCAUAUUGAUAUCGAACAGUGUGAUAAAACCAUCACUCAAUUGCCACGCCUCCUCUCGGGGUGUUCAAAGCUCGAAUCCUUCACAUGGGCGCUCGAGGAGUCAACACAUCAUUUCUAUAAUGACCCGCACAGUCCUGCUUACCACUGGAAUCCUAACUGCGUGUAUGCUCCUCUUUACGAAGCCCGCUCCACGCUGCGGCACCUUACUAUGAUAUCUUAUGAGUGCAGUGGCAACAUGGCCCUCUUUCACGAUCUGGAGUAUCCCCAGCCAGCAUACUUCGGGCCCCUGUGUGACUUUCCUGUCCUGGAAACCCUAAAAAUGCCGAUGGUUAAUCUAAUGCCUUUUCAUCCCGGCACACAUGUCCCGGUUUCUCCUCUGUGGGAGACUCUCCCAAGCUCGCUCAAGUCCCUAUCCAUAUACGGGUGUCUUUUGCAGAGUUCGCAUAUGCUGUGCGACGAGCUGGAAGACUUGGCAGCACAUUGCCAGACACAUUUCUCUCUGCUUAAUAUGGUGUACAUCGUGUAUUCCAGUUUUGAGAAGAUCAAUGGGCAGCAAUGUAGUGCCUGUCGCGGCGAACGUUCUACUAAGUACGAUAUGGUCAAGCGAGACCCAGUGAUCGAUGGGUGGCUUGAAGCAUUGAAAGUCAGGUUUAAAAUGCUCGGGGUCAUUUUGGCCGUCAAUGAAUCCAUGAAUUGGUUCUGAACUUAAAUUGGUGGUGGUAGCUGGGUAUUAUAUAGAGCUGUCCGAACAUAGCUUGUAAUUAUGAUUAGAG